CCGGUAAACCAAACAAGUCCGGCGAAUGUAACCGCCGCAUUUUGAUUUAAAUUUUUUAGCAGUUUCGUGAAUUUUCCCCAAAACGCAAUGUUGCACGAGCUUCUUCUAGCUCUCUUAGGCUUCACCGGCGAUCUCAUCGUCGACGAGCGAGAGCAACGGAAAACCCUAGGCCUCGCUUUCAACUCCGAUUCACCUCUCUCUGAUGAAUGUACCUUCAAACUCGCUCCUGACAUCUCCUUCAUCGAACCCAGCGAAAGGGACUUGAUCGAGAGGUUGAUCAAGCUAGGGUUCUACUAUCGAGAGCUCGACCGUUUUGCGAAGAAGUCUCGCAAUCUGAGCUGGAUUAGGUCUGUAACCGGUGUGCAUCCGUUGGAACGGGCUGAUGAAUUGUCGAAGCAGGGUAGAGAGAAGAAGCCUAGCGUGUACCGUAGAGCCAUUGCUAAUGGAAUUGGGGAGAUUCUGUCGGUCUAUAGAUCUGCGGUUCUUCACAUUGAACAGAAGCUAUUGGCGGAGACUACGCCUAUUCUGGCUACGGUUACACAGGGGCUCAAUAAGUUUUUCGUUCUUUUUCCGCCCCUCUAUGAGGUAAUUCUUGAGAUUGAGCGUGAUGAUAUUCGUGGAGGGCAGCUUCUGAAUGUAUUGAAUAAAAGGUGUCAUUGUGGUGUGCCUGAAUUGAGGACUUGUCUCCAAAGGCUUCUUUGGCAUGGACAUCAGGUCAUGUAUAAUCAGCUUGCGGCUUGGAUGGUUUAUGGGAUUCUCCAGGAUCCUCAUGGAGAAUUUUUCAUCAAGAGGCAGGAAGAUGGGGAUUUAGAUCAUCGCUCAUCUCAGGAAGAGAUAUCUGAAAAGUUGGCUCGUACCUCAGUUCAUGAGACAUCUUUAACUGAUUGGCACUCUGGAUUUCACAUUUCUUUGGAUAUGUUACCUGAUUAUAUUUCUAUGCGUCUUGGUGAAUCAAUUCUUUUUGCGGGGAAAGCCAUAAGAGUUUUGCGAAAUCCCAGUCCUGCUUUCCAGUUCCAGAAGGACAAAAGUUUUCAGCAAACAAUGCGUGGCUCCCAGAGAAUUCAGGGAUUUAUGCAUAGUGAUUUCCCUGAAACGGAAACUGAGUUAGAUGCAGAUCUUACAGGGGCAGAGUUACUUCCACAAUCUGAGGCAGACAAGAUUGAAGCUAUGCUCAAAGAAUUAAAGGAAUCAUCUGAGUUUCACAAGAGAUCAUUCGAGUGUACUGUUGAUUCUGUUCGAGCAAUAGCAGCCAGUCAUCUUUGGCAGCUUGUCGUUGUGCGUGCUGAUCUCAGUGGUCAUCUUAAAGCUCUGAAAGAUUAUUUCCUCUUAGAAAAAGGAGAUUUCUUUCAGUGCUUUCUGGAGGAGAGUCGUCAGUUGAUGCGUUUGCCACCUCGCCAGUCAACUGGAGAAUCUGAUCUUAUGGUACCGUUUCAGUUGGCUGCAACAAAAACCAUUGCGGAGGAAGAUAAGUAUUUCUCUAGGGUAUCCCUACGGAUGCCGUCAUUUGGAGUCACAGUCAGAUCUUCUCAAGCUGACAUGGCGAGAUCUAAAAUAUCUCUCGCCGGGAAGGCAAAUCUUACAUCAGACACCUCUGUGGAUGGCUGGGACGCUAUUGCUCUGGAGUAUUCUGUUGAUUGGCCCAUGCAACUGUUUUUCACUCAAGAAGUGCUUUCUAAGUAUCUCAAGGUGUUUCAAUAUUUGAUACGGCUAAAGAGAACUCAGAUGGAAUUGGAGAAAUCAUGGGCUUCUGUAAUGCAUCAAGAUCAUAUAGAAUCUGCUCAACAUCGGAAAGAUGGUAUAAACGGAUCAACAUCUCAACAAAGAAGACAAGGAAUACGGCCCAUGUGGCGUGUUAGAGAGCACAUGGCAUUUCUGAUAAGGAAUCUUCAGUUUUACAUUCAGGUUGACGUGAUAGAAUCUCAAUGGAAGGUGUUGCAAACUCACAUCCACGAUUCUCAAGAUUUCACUGAACUCGUUGGCUUCCAUCAAGAGUAUCUCUCCGCUCUUAUCUCACAAUCUUUCCUCGACAUUGGUUCCGUCUCAAGGAUACUCGAUAGCAUCAUGAAACUCUGUCUCCAGUUCUGCUGGAACAUUGAGAGUCAAGAAAGCAAUCCAAACACUUCGGAACUUGAAAACAUAGCUGAGGAAUUCAACAAGAAGUCGAAUUCCUUGUACACCAUACUGAGAAGCAGCAAACUCGCCGGGAGCCAGAGAGCCCCGUUCUUGAGACGUUUUCUUUUACGCCUAAAUUUCAAUUCCUUUUACGAGGCAACUGCAAGGGGCGUGUUGAAUGUUGUCCGACAACGCCCAGCUCUUCCAUUGUAAAGCUCAUUUCGAAGCUUUUUCAGAUAUGAGCUUUUGAAGGUUUUGCAACAACAUUGACACGCUAAGAUAGAUUGGUCUGAUCCUCAAACCAGGAUCACAUGACGCCACCAAUGGAAUAUACAUAAAUAUAUGUUGACAGAGUUUUUGCUCACACGCCUUUCCUUUGUAAGAAUCUGUGUGCUCCGACUUUAGUCCCAAGAACAAAAACUGCCAGCUGUG
This is a messenger RNA of Arabidopsis arenosa, 2544 nucleotides long. Lineage: Eukaryota; Viridiplantae; Streptophyta; Magnoliopsida; Brassicales; Brassicaceae. The record is from the annotation of a GenBank genome assembly.